This is a messenger RNA of Daldinia caldariorum, 1782 nucleotides long. RefSeq lists its product as uncharacterized. The transcript has 3 exons. The record is from RefSeq and is a predicted model, not a curated record. The coding region runs from base 1 to 1782 and encodes 593 amino acids. NCBI's taxonomy places the organism in Eukaryota, Fungi, Ascomycota, Sordariomycetes, Xylariales, Hypoxylaceae.
AUGCAUCCUGCACCCAGUCUGUCGGAGUCAUUCCCCAAAGACAGCAAGAGUGAGGAUAGAGGUCAACAAGUCUCUCAUCAGCAUGAGCAGCAGCAGCAGCAGCAGCAACAGCGGCAAUCCGCCGGGCAUCAUCAUCAAUCUCCUCAGCAGCCACUCCAACCACACCAAGGAGCACCGCACACCGAGCACGUGCGGCAUGGAAGCAUUCCGGCAUCCCCAGGCCAGUCGGCGACGCCCAUGAGGAAGGAUACGGGCUCAUCCACGUCGACGAAUGCUACCGAUUCGACGGCCAUAACCAAUGCAUCGACUGACACCAACUCGACCGCCUAUAGCGUAGAGUCAUCACAGUCUAUCUUCUCGGUCAAGGAUGGUUCCGAAAUCUCGCACAAUCGCCGUGCUAGCCGCAGGAGGACGGGGCCUUUAUCGGCCCAGCAGAGAGAGAAAGCAGCGCUGAUUCGGAAGCUGGGCGCUUGCUCCGAUUGCAGAAGACGGAGGGUUGCUUGCCACCCCAACCAUCAUAAUAUGACGUGGGAAGAUGCUAUGCGGAAAUAUCGCUCGUCCAGCCCUUUGCAGGAGCUGGCGCCCCUGUCUGGUCGCCGGAUCAGCCCCGCGCCAAACCAUGCAGCCCGCCCCAGGCAUCACUUCCCCCAAGAUCCUCAGGAGAUGGAAAUUGACUCCACCCCCGCUACUCCUAGUAACACCCACAAUACGCCAGGGCGGCCACCGCUCAGCGACGCUAGGAUCCGGACGCCUCUUCCGUCAGGCCCGCGGCUGGAGAAGCCUAUCUCCACGUCUCCCCUGGCUGCUGCGCCAAACCAUUUCGCAUCCCUGUCAAGUGUCGACUCGAUCAAGGUAGAUCUGGAGAAUGCAGCGUCGAGGAUUCUUUCCUCGCCGCACCGCAAUCGCUACAGCAGCGUCUGUGCGCUUCUGAUCUACUGGCAGGAUGAUGAGCACCCAGGUGUGAUGGCCGCGGUAGAAGAACUGGCUGGGGUCUUUGGUAAAUACUACCAAUUUUCGUAUGAGAUACUCAAGAUUCCGUCAUCCGCCUCGGAUGGCUGCACUAACUCGUGGCGGUGGCUCUCGCGGAUAAUCAACGAUUUCACGGACAAAAGUGACACCAGGGACGUCCUUAAGAUCGUGUAUUACAACGGGUAUAGUUACUUGGACGAGCAUAGAGAAAUGGUUCUGGCAAGUUCCCGGGACCGUGCGAAGGCUUCGACUAUUCGAUGGAGCGGUAUACAACAGAUAUUGGAGGAAGCGCGCUCGGAUACUCUGAUUGUGAUGGAUGCAGCAUACUUUCCAUCUUCGAAGAUGGUUCGGCAAAAGGGGGUGUUAGAGCUUAUUGCAGCAUCUUCCUCAGAAGACUACUUCGACGUGUUGGAUCGAAACGGCUUUACAAGAACGUUAGCUGACCAGCUCCGAACACGGGCCACCCAGCGAUUUCCGAAUCCCCUGUCAGCCGCCGAACUACAUUCGAAACUCCUAUCCGUCUACCCUAAGAUUAUCCAAGAUAAGCACCCCGAGAAGGGGGUGGCAAUAAGCUUCCCUUCGCCACUGCACAUACAAAUCUCGGGUAACUCGAGGUUACCCUCGAUUACGUUAUCUCCGCCGCAACCACCUCGGGCGCUUUAUCCCGAGAAUCCCCACGGCCCCCAGUUAACAUUUUCGAUGCGGUUGACCGAGGCGAUCAACCUUGAGAGCUGGGACGAAUGGUUCCGCAUGAUGCCAGAUGGGAUCAGAGACUUCAAAGUCGAGUGUCCAUACGCAACUACGUUUAGGUGA